This is a messenger RNA of Anopheles funestus (African malaria mosquito), 6041 nucleotides long. It is a transcript of the gene mahj, whose product is annotated as protein mahjong. Gene Ontology annotation, biological process: protein ubiquitination. The transcript is spliced from 7 exons. NCBI's taxonomy places the organism in Eukaryota, Metazoa, Arthropoda, Insecta, Diptera, Culicidae. Gene Ontology annotation, molecular function: protein binding. The coding region runs from base 552 to 5030 and encodes 1492 amino acids. Gene Ontology annotation, cellular component: Cul4-RING E3 ubiquitin ligase complex; nucleus. The record is from RefSeq and is a predicted model, not a curated record.
UGCACGUCUGGGCAGGUUGAUCGAUUUGCAGUGACAGUUCUGACCGAACUCAAAAGUGUUUCUGGUUUGCAUUAGAGAGGAUCUGCACAUUUUUCCGCAAUCCUGAAUCGUCUGUAUUUCGUGAUAUAAUUAUAUCAAGCGUAAGAAAACGUUAGCGGUGCAUAGGAUAUACAGAAAUUGCCAGAAUUUUCUAGCUGCCAGGUGUAGAUGUGGCCCCACUGGCUUUAGUUACGUUAAUUGUGACCAUCCUGUGUCUGCAACAGUACGCAUAACGUAUUGAAUUGGUAUUGUUCCUGGUUGCGAACGUCGAAAGUGAGGUUAAGGAUACCCAUACGAAGUGCGUAGUGCUCGGUUGUUCGCGCGUGGUGUUUACAAUUCGUCUUGUAUUGAGAGCUGUCAAGUUGGGGAAGCAAAAAGCGGCUUAUUUGUAGUGCGUAUAACAAUAGCGGCAGUGCCCUUUGUGUGGUACGGUUUCCUUCUUCGGUAAUGCUAGUUCGGACGGUCGUUGGAGUCGUAGUAGGUUGCAUAUAAGCAGUUAUCCCGUGUUCACCAUGGCAGUACCGUUGGGUCAGUCCGAAAUCCUGAGCGGCAACGACCUGUUACGCAUCUUACAGCUAUGGGACGAAAAUCACACCAUCCCGGGAUUCGACCCGGAACCAAUCGUAACGCGGCUGGCCGAACUGUUUGAGGCAGAAAUGCUUGCCUAUAAGAUGAAAGAUCCGGAUCCGUUCGACACGAGGCAUCCUUCGCGCACGGAUCCAAACUGUGAGCUAGGCCGGAUGUUGAAGCUGUUAUUCCGGAAAGAUAAUUUUAUCACGCGGCUGGUGAACGACUAUCUGCGUGACAAUUUCUUCACACGUCAGACUAUGCAGCAUAGUUCGCACGCACUGAAUGUCGCCGCUUGUCGACUAAUAUUGGUCAUCAUGCCCGGUUUGGAUACGUCCGCCGUCUUUCAGGUGGAGUACGACUAUCUGAUUAAGCGGCUGUACGGCUGGGCCGAAAAUAGUGUUGAACCACUGCAAAGCUACGCAACAGCUUUGCUAGGAGCGGCAAUGGAGGAACAGGAGAUUGCCGUGAGCUUCAGAGAGCAAAACAUUCGGCUGCUACCAAUCAUGCUCACCCGGUUACAUUCUUUGCAAAAUGCUCAUCUGCAAGCAUCAGCCCAGGAGCCUUCAACAUCCGGAGUAAGUUUUCCGAAGGGAAUGAGUGCACCGCCUUUAAAGUUAGCGCCAUCGUCUACACGCAUAAUACCGGAAUCGAACGAAUCGGAACAAGCGAUGAAUGAUGGCGAAGCCCAAUCCGCUGCCGGACCGUCAACAUCGAGUGAGGCAAUCGUCCGCGAUGACGGACGGGCAAUGGAAUUGGAUGAGGGUGAACAUAAUGCAUCGCGUACGGUUGAUGGCACAAUUAUGAUUCCGUACUAUCCGUUAACGUCCGCCACGAGCCAGAUGUGUAUCCUGAACUAUCUCACACCGAUGGGAGAGUAUCAGGAGUUUUUGCCGCACGUGUUCGAACACAACGCGAUGCAGUUGAUUUUUCGCUACAUCGAACAUCUCGACCCGAAGGACACCUGUUUGGCGUUUGAAGCGCUAAAGUAUCUCGCAUCGUUGCUGUGUCAUAAGAAAUUUUCGCUAGAAUUUAUCACCAACGGUGGUUUGGAGCGGUUACUGAAAAUACCGCGCCCAAGCCUGGCAGCAACCGGUGUGUCGAUUGCAUUCUACUACCUCGCCUACUGCGAGGACGCAAUGGAGCGCAUCUGUCAGAUGUCGCGCGAAAUCAUUACCGAGAUGGUAUCGUACGCGCUCUGGUUGCUUGGAUGUUCGCACGAUUCCGGUCGAUGCCACGCGACGAUGUUCUUCGGAUUGAGCUGCCAGUUCAAGAUUAUAUUGGACGAGUUCGACAAGCAGGACGGUAUACGGCAGCUGUACAACGUGAUCGCCGUCCUGCCCGUGCUCGUCGUAACCGACGAUUACGAGAUGAACGAGGAUGAGGAGGCAUCGGAACGGCAGGUGAUACGCCACGUGUGCAUUGCGUUGAAGAAAUACUUCGAGAACCAUCUGUACUACAAGUACAUUCAGGUGACGCGGCAACAGGAACCAUCCGGUACGCUGUCGCAGCCCGUCUUUAAGGCGGUAAAAAAUACGCCGGAAGUCAUCAGUCAGCAAAUAACCGCACUGCAGGAAUUGCUACCAAUGAAAGCUCACUGGGCUCCUGUGGACGAGCUGUUAAAGUUGGGCGGUGUUACCUUACUGUUACGCAUAAUUUUACUCACGUUUGAUUGGACAUACAGUGGACGCGGCGACACGGUACGGUACGCGCUGGAUGCUCUCAGCAUUUGCACCGUCAUAUCUCGGGUGCACAACGUGUUUGUCGAACAACUGCCACAGCAUGAAAGCAAAUUGACCGGCAUUAGCGUGCUUCUAAACGCCGUCGACGGUGAUGUUGCUGAUGCGGAGGUGCAAAAAUCCGCCCUUGCCUUGCUGGUGCAUCUGGUCUGUGCACCAAUUCAUCGACCGAGCGUUUCGCUGGCACGGUUCGGUACCGCGAAAAAGCGCAUGCCAAAUAAAAGCUCUGAAGAGCUAAUUCAGAAGGUUUGGGAGAGUGUUCGGUCGAACAAUGGCAUUCUAGUGCUGUUGGCAUUAAUGCGGAUCAAGGUACCGAUUACGGAUGCGGACUGCAUACGUGGGAUGGCCUGCCGCGCAUUGGCGGGUCUUGCGCGUUCGGAAACCGUGCGCCAGAUCGUUGGAAAGCUUCCCCUAUUUGUUCAUGGUGAAUUACAGAGUUUAAUGCGCGAUCCGAUUUUACAGGAAAAACGCGUGGAGCACGUGCAGUUCCAAAAGUAUGCGCUAGAGCUGAUGGAGCGUGUGUCGGGCAAGGUGGAAUCGUUUGGCAAUCAGGUUGACACUUCGCUGUCCAACAUUCACAAGGCAAAUGUGGUUGCGCAAACGCGUAUUUUGUUCAACGAGCAGCAGGUGUAUCAGCUGAUUUACCAGCACUUGAUAGCGAACGGUUUGAAGGAUACGGCUAGCACACUGCUGAAAGAGUCCGGAUUGAGCUCGGCAGCGUUCCAUCAGUUGCCGCAUCAUUCAAUGCAAAACCCAUCGUCUUCCAUAUCGCGGUCGGCCGCUUCCCUGCAUUCACCGUUCGUCUUCCGUUCGCCAAACACCAACAUUAUACACCGUUCUCGCAUUCGAAGUCGCACGGUGGAUGCAUCGUUCAAUGCAUCGAUGGCACAGGCGAACCUGCAGGCCGCCCUAGCAGCGGCAAGCAUUGAAAGCACAAGUUCCGCAACUGCCACUAACGUUCCUAUGGGUGGUGUAAAUGGGAGCAUUGUAACGCCGGACGGAUCAUACGACGGUAUCAGCAGCCCAACGAUCGAUCCUGGCGAACCGCUCGCACCGAUAAAAUUGAUUAAGAAGCAGACUGCUGCGAACAGUGGCACCCAAAACGGGCAUCAUCCGGUGACGAACAGGCUGGUGGCAACACCCGCGGAUAUCAAUCGUUCCAACUCGUCCAGCACGUCGCAGCGUUCGCUGCAGAAGCAGAUUUCCGCAACGGAUGCGUCCAAUUUUUUGCUGCUGGCCACUACCACCUCAAAAACGCUACCAACCGAAACCACACCAGCGGCCAACAACAUAACGCUCAAUUCGAUCAUCACCGAGUAUCUGACCAAUCAGCACGCCCUCUGCAAACACCCGAUGUCAACGUGUCCACCGUUCGAUCUGUUUAAGCCACACAAAUGUCCCGAUCCAUGCCUAAAUGGAAUGUCCGGCGUUGGGAACAAUUUUGCUGCCCGGUUUUACCGGCGGCAGGCAGGAAUCGUAUCCAGACGAUAUGAUCGUCGGCUGGUGCAUUCGAACUUUUCCGCCUCACGCGUGUUGCGUACGGUCGAGAUGGAUUAUUGUUUUACCUCCUGUGAUUUUACGCCAUGCGGGACAAGACUUAUAGUUGGAUCGCAAACGGGUGAGGUGAAAAUCUUCAACCUCAACGAUACGAACGAAGAACAUAGCUUCAGCUGUCACGAAACGAACGUCGCAUCUGUCAAAUGCAGCAAGGACGGCAGGCUUUUGCUUACGUCUGCCAAUUGGCGAUACGCAAUAUCGACGCUGUGGAGUUUGGAGGGCAAUCACAUAUCGGAAAAGCUCGUAUGGGACGAGGAAGACUAUGUAGAGUUUGCCAAUAUUACGCCGGAAAAGGUGUUGGCCACGACCAAUCAGAUUGCCACCAUAUAUGAUAUAAACACGGGUCAGAAAGUCAUGAGGUUCGAGCCGACCUUUCCCAAUCAGUACACGAAAAACCGUGCCACCUUCUGCCCGAACGAUGAGCUAUUGCUAUCCGAUGGUGUCCUGUGGGACGUCGCAUCCGGUAAGGAGAUACACAAGUUCGACAAACUGAACCAAAACAUUUCCGGCGUGUUUCAUCCAAAUGGGUUGGAAAUCGUGGAAAAUACGGAGGUGUGGGAUUUACGCACGUUCCACCUGCUUCGCACGGUACCAUCGUUGGAUCAGACACACAUAAAAUUUUCUGCCCAAAAUGUAAUGUACGGUGUGACACUCGAUAAGGAAGACUCGGAGUUAGCGGAGAUCGCAGCGUACCAGACCAGCUUUAAAGUGCUGGACUGCUACGACUACACGAGCAUUGCCACCAUCGACGUGAAGCGUAACAUUUCCGAUCUGGCCGUGAAUCGGUACGGUAGCCAAAUUGCCGUCGCUGAGAAUCAGGGUGGAUACAACUCGAUGCAGGAAUCGGUAGUACGCAUCUACAGCGUCGGCCGGAAGCGCAACAGUGGUGACGAUCAGGACGAAGACGAGGAGGAGAUGGAAAACUCGGAGGAAAACAUGUCAGAAACGGAGUCCGUCGGUUCCUCAGCAUCGAACAGCGACGAUGAUGGCGAAGAUGACGACGAAAAUGAUGAUGACGAUGAAGAUGGUGAUGGUGAUAACAACAAUGAUGAAGAUGAUGAUCACGAUGGCGGUGUUGAUGAUUCAGAUGAUUCGUCCUGGACGACGGCAUCGGAUAUAGAGCUGUGAUGCGUCUUGAAACGUGUAGUGCAUAAGGCAGCGUCAGCGUAAAACCGCCAAACGAAGGCCAAAAACAAAACAAAACAAAAUGGGCGCCUAAAAUAGAAGCUGCUACGGCAACAAAUCUGAUCCCAGAAUUAGAGCUGAACGAAAAAUAAUAUGGUUUUGUAAAAUAACGUGUGAAUGUGUAAACAUCAUCCAAAUGAAGGCACCAAAAGCCCUGAACAGCAGAAGCUUUGAUAAAGAAAAAGCAUAAGCAAGACAUUAUGCAUUAUGAUAUGUAUCGCGUUGCAUUAGUUCCAGUUGUACAGUAGUGUUUAGUAAAGGAUUUUGUAUAAACAAAACUAGGCCUAUAGAGGCGUGAAAAAAAUCAUGCAAAAGGAACAUGCAGUCUUAAACAUUUCGCCUAAUGUAGCCUAAGGAUUGAAGUGUGUACGACAUACAGCUAAGAUGAAAAUUUGAGAUCGUGUGUAAGCUUAUCAGGAUUAGAUAGGUACUCUUCGGGGCAUUAGUGCAGGCAGAUUAUACGUUAUUUAUUUUGCUUGAAUUGGAACACAUUUGCAAACAAUCUGUGCAAGGUAUUUGAAUUAAUCGUUUUUGAUUGUGUGCUCAUUUCGGUCGAUGCGGUUUGUAACUUUCGGAAUUAUUGUGUUGUAACGAAACCACAAGCAUUAACGCAUCCACACACUACAGAGAACCAACGUGUGCAUAGUUUAUUUAAAAAAAAAGUACAUAUAUUUGCAGAAUUCUAUUUGUAAGCCCCAUUGGUACAGAAUCGAUUGAUCCGUUGCAAGCUUAAGUGCAGGUGUUAAAUGAUCUGUAUGAAAGGAUAAAUUGCAGAGCUGGUAGGCAUGUGUCGUUGGUUUCCAGCGGAACGCAGAUAUGGCAAACGAAAGAUCUGGAGAGGGAAAACCAUGGAAUAGCUUCUGCCAGACACUAUCGCAGUGUAUUUUUGAUAAAUUUUAGUAGAAAUUUUAAUGUAAUAAAUAUGCGAAGUAAGAAAAAAGUAACAAAUACGAA